AUGGGCCCCAAGAAGAAGCAGAAGGCCAAUUGCCUUCGCUGCCCUUUUGAGGACAACUUCAUCAACAAUCACGGCAUCGACCUGCCAGGUCUCCACCGCUGCCAACACGAAGUCACAGUCGAUAGAGUCGGCUCGCUCGACAACCUCCGGCCCGGCUUCAAGAAAGGCGACGGCACGCACAACUUCUCUGCCGACGAUAAGGAGGCGGCUGUCACCUAUCUGACUGGCAUCAAAGAUGCGGUAGCGGGCGGAACGGGCAAGGACAAGGUGGCUACGACAAAGGCUGAUUUGGAGGCUGCGGCGAAGGUGGCGUUUCCGGUUAAUACACCUGCUGAGCUUGCGCAGGAGGCAAAGAGGGAGGCUGCACUGAAGGCGGCAGUGCAGAAGGCUGAUGAGAGCAAGCUUAUUGAGAUGGGUGCAAGGAUGCUCCUCUCCCCGACGGCUCGUGAAUUUACUUCGCCAACGCCCGAUGUCUCACAGCCUGUUGUCACUGCUGCUGACAAUAACGCCAUCCCGGAUGCAAACACCUCAGAGUUCCGCGCCGACAUGGCCGCUGGUGAGCUUGUGUCUACCCCUCCGGUCACCUCUGCUCAACCACAAGAUGAUACUCCCGCGCCGGCGCCAGCACCAUCUACAACUGCAAUCCUUCCGGACCAGCCUCUGACCACCGACGCAUCCGCACCUCCAAAGGUACUUGCUCCAUUGCGGGACCUGAAAUGGCCUGACCACACCUCCAGCACUUCUCAAUCCUCAAGCUGGGCAACAGUGGACAGCUUCAUCAAGAUGUUCUCGCAGGAUCUUGCCCAGAUUGAGAACAACAAGGAGCAGGCUAGCAGAGGUGUUCCAUCUGACCGCUGUAGACAGCUCACUGGCAGUGAGCUCGAAGAAGCUGGACAGAAGAUGAUCGGCAAAUAUGGACUUCGCACCAGCUUCGUCAAGUCCACUGGAAAGGUGGAAGCCAACUUCCUCUCCAUGAAGUCUCCGAAGCGCAUCUAUGUCUACGACGUGACAAUGUAUCGUCCGGGCUUGCACCAGGGUCAGCGCAGUGUCGUCAAGAAGCAGUGGGAUAUGAUUCAGAUCUUCAACGAGCGACUUCGCCAGACCAAUCCAGACAGCCAAGCGCUGCGUGCGAAUGUCGCGUACUGGGUCACGGAUGGCUCCAUGAUCUGGUCCACUCGUCCCAUCUUCAAUGAGUCCGAGACUGAACCAUUCGCCUACCAACAUGGGCCAUUGCCAUCGCCUCAGCUCACUUAUCGCAACGAAUGCGGCCGGGCUCUCACUAUCGAGACUGUCAACUUCAAAUACCGUCAAGCGAUCGACCUCUCGAAACCGAUGCAUGAGAUCUUCUUCGACCACACCUCGAUCAGGUUCAGGGACAGUGAGCCGAACAUCCUGGUGAAAGGUCUCAAUGCCUUCUUCUCCAGGAACGUUCGUCAUCAGCUAAGGCAUCCUUCCAUGCCACAGGCGAACGACUUCAUUUGUGUUGGCGCCAACGAGUCCUACCCCGGAGGCACUGGCCCAAAAGCCAGCCAACCGCUGGACAACAGACAGAUGAUAUGCGCCAAGCAUGGAUUCUCACUGUCAAUUCGUCCUGGUGUGCAGAGUAUGUAUGUCAAUCUCAGCAAUGCUACCACGCCGUUCUUCGAAGAGGCCAUUACUGUUCAAGCCUUCUAUGACGCCGGAGUCAGAGCCGGGUCCACAGCUGGUGAAUUGAGGAACUGUCUGAAGGGUCUGAAGGUCAAGAUCACGCACACCGUCAAUCAGGCUCAGGUAUUCCCGGCCAAUCGUCCUGAGCUCAUGAUAAGGUUCAUCAAAGAGGUGUCGGUUCCAGUGCACCAGGAGAAGCGUAUCAGUCCUACCUGGCAUCCAGUCACCAACGUUGGUGCAUGGUACGACCGGAACUCAGUACACCGACAGCACGCAGAGUUCCCAAAUCCUCACUUGGUGUUGACCAAGGAUGAUUAUGCAGUCAACGUCGGCAAGGAUGCCAGAGAUCAUCCAGCUGAGACUGAAUGGUACCCUGCGAAGGGUCUGGAGAUCGUGGCAUGGCAACCAUUCCGCGGUCGUAUCUCGCCCAGGCAGACCGAGCAGAUGAUCAAAGUCGCACAAGUCUUGCCUGAUGCGCACAAAAAGAAGCUGAUCGGGAACUUCCCCGAUGACCCAGCCAGCGCCCUUGCUCACUUUGCUUUCAACUCACACACGGCGCCUGCUCAAGCUGGUCUUCAGGAUGCUGAUAUGUCAGCUGGCCAGCAGUUCAUUGACAUGCCAGCUCGCUGGAUUGAAAGGAUCUGGUUGUCCUACAACCAGUUCAAAUUCCUGCCUCCGCAACAACAGACCCAACAAGGUCCACAGCGUGGUCCGCCUCGCCCUCGUCAACCGCCACGUCCUGGCGAGUUGAAGCACCUCUACAUCAUCAAUGUUGGCCGCUUCCCCGCCAAUGCUCCGCCUCGUCUGUUGUUUGAGCAGCUUCACGGGCAUGGUCUCAUGGGCCAGCCCAGCAAUAACCCAGCAGACGACUUCACGUAUCGUCACUGCCGCAACAACGACUUCAUGUGGGAUGACAGCAACGGAUGGGAACUCCAGUUUGCCGAAGAUUUGCACAAUUUUGUCGGCAACAAGAAGGAAGCCACGAAGAAGGAUCCGAUCGUAGUUGUGAUCUUGGAUAGGAAGGAUCAAGAUGUGUACGCACAUGUGAAGCGGGUCGCAGAUCUUGAGCUGGGCAUUCCCACCACUUGUGUUGUGAAUCAGACCUGGAAUCGUGGUGGUGCACAGCUGUGGUCCAACAUCGCGAUGAAGAUCAAUCUCAGGCUGAAAGGUGUCAACCAUGCUCCUGCUGGGGACGCACUUGACGACCUCAAGAAUCCAGCCAAGCAAGCCAACACCAUUGUGCUUGGAGCAGAUGUCACUCAUCCCGGCAACGGCAGCACUGCAGGCACUCCAUCAAUCGCUGCUGUCGUCGGCAGUGUUGACGAUCGAUUCUGCGUCUAUCCAGGAUCUGUUCGCCUUCAGCGGAGCAAGAAGGAGGACAUCGUGGACCUUGUCGUUAUGGUGAAGGAGCGCUUGCGAGCCCAAGCGAGCAAGCAUGGCAAUCAGCUUCCGAGGAAUGUUCUGUUCUACCGCGACGGUGUCAGUGAGUCUCAAUACGACAUUCUCCGUCGUCGUGAGAUGCCACAGGUUCAGCUCGCGAUGAACACGGCGCAAAGGGAGCUGAACGGCCUUGGCCCUGACCCUAAGCAGCCAGGCCUUGCCUCACCAUCCGCUGACAACGGACCUGCUCCAAAGACUCUCAGUGAAGCUGAGAGGGAUACCAAGGCCCGGAAGCAGAAGCGGGCGGAAGAGGAUGCUGCAGCGUUGGUUGAGAACUAUGUGAACAACGUGCCGUUCAAGAUGACUUUUGUUGUGGUUGGGAAGCGGCACAACACUCGCUUCUACCCUGUGCAGAACGGAAUGACUGGUAAGGGCGGCAACGUGCCUACUGGUCUUGUGGUCGACCAAGUCAUCACCCACCCCUUCCACAUGGACUUCUACCUGCAGUCUCACGAGCCCAUCAUUGGGACAGGUCGUUCAGCUCACUACUUCCCUCUGCGCAACGAUAUGGGUUUAUCAGCAGAGAAGCUCCAGAACAUCACCAACACCUUCUGCUAUGUCUACGCCAAAGCCACCAGAGGCGUCUCGUACUGUGCUCCCGCCUACUACGCCGACCGUCUUUGCGAUCGUGCCAGAGCGUACCUUCGCCACAAGCUGCUCGGCAGACCCGAGUGGCCGUAUCCCAGCCGUACAUAUCUCGACCGCGCCAACGAGACCUGGACCAACUUCCUGGAUCGCAUCAAGACCUACACUGACACUGACACGAUGCACUGGAACAUGCAUCAUCUCACUCGCCCCAAUCCGUGGCAUGCGAACUUUGACGACACCAUGUUCUACCUCUGA
Saxophila tyrrhenica is the source of this 3930-nucleotide messenger RNA. RefSeq lists its product as uncharacterized. Gene Ontology annotation, biological process: regulatory ncRNA-mediated post-transcriptional gene silencing. The record is from RefSeq and is a predicted model, not a curated record. The transcript has 2 exons. Gene Ontology annotation, molecular function: RNA endonuclease activity; protein binding; single-stranded RNA binding. NCBI's taxonomy places the organism in Eukaryota, Fungi, Ascomycota, Dothideomycetes, Mycosphaerellales, Extremaceae. Bases 1 to 3930 code for a protein of 1309 amino acids.